AUGUUCUGUCUACGAAGCUGGCUUCCGCUUCUCUUCAUCCCGACGAACGCCUCGCCGCUAUUCAUCAUUUCCUUCGUGGCGCUCACAUAUACCAUCCACCGGCCAUGCAUCUACUGUUCCGCACUCCUCCUAAUACUGUUCGCAUCAUCCUGCCACUGGUCUGAUAGGUGCAUCUUUGAUUUACGCAGCAACUGGUUCGCGCCACGCUAUAGCUCCCAGUCAAGCGGAGAUUACACACCCAUGUCCGGAAAUGCCACUACGGCGGCGCCGCUUCCAGGUGACAGCCUGACGAACUUUGUUUUUGAUUCUUUCAAUUCAACUGCGAAGGUUUUAGCCGGGGCGGCUAUGGAAAGUGCGCAGCAGCGUCUUGGGAUCAAAUCUCAGUCUGAUGAAUGGACUGGCGUGGGGCUGGAGUGGUUGCGCAGCUUGUUAGGACGGCGGGAGUGGACGCUUCCUUGCAUUGAUGUUAAGGUCCAACUAUAG
This is a messenger RNA of Penicillium odoratum, 483 nucleotides long. RefSeq lists its product as uncharacterized. NCBI's taxonomy places the organism in Eukaryota, Fungi, Ascomycota, Eurotiomycetes, Eurotiales, Aspergillaceae. The record is from RefSeq and is a predicted model, not a curated record. The transcript is spliced from 2 exons. The coding region runs from base 1 to 483 and encodes 160 amino acids.